Molecule: messenger RNA, 618 nt
Organism: Prunus armeniaca (apricot)
Lineage: Eukaryota; Viridiplantae; Streptophyta; Magnoliopsida; Rosales; Rosaceae
Source: the annotation of a GenBank genome assembly
AUGCUCUCCUCAACACCAUUUUCUCUCAUAUGCGCCAUUCUUCUCUAUUUGCCUCUCACCAUAAUCUUCACCAUCACAAGCCCAACCGUCACCAUAACCACCACCAUCCCCACCCAAAUCUCCGAAUCCCCAAAACUCACCAAAACCUACCAAAAAAUCAACCUAAUUUCACCACCAAAAUCCCUCCCAUUAGAUGACGACUCGCUUUUCCACCUCGCCGCCCAUGUCAAGUCCUGCCUGCCCUGCUCCGAUCGUCCCAAAAUCGCUUUCCUCUUCCUAACCACCACCCCUCUUCCCUUCUCCCCUAUCUGGGAACGCUUCUUCAACCAAACCCCCAAAACCUAUUUCUCUAUCUAUGUCCACGCCGACCCGAGAUUCCCCUAUUACCUGCCGUUUUCUGGCAUCUUCGCCCACUGGGUCAUCCCCUCCCGACCUACCCAGCUAUUCACCCCUACUCUCAUCUCUGCGACUCGUCGUUUGCUCGCCCACGCCUUCCUCGAUGACCCCAAGAAUGCCAUGUUCGCCCUUCUCUCUCCUUCCUACAUCCCCAUCCGGUCCUUCAACUUCACGUAUCAUUUAUCUAUAGUGCAAUUGGUCUUUCCCUUGCUUGCUCUUUGA